GGGAGGAUUAGUGGGAGUUUGCUGUGUAAUGGCGGCCUCGGUGUUGCUCUCUGCGGAAAGCACCGUGCCCACUUUCGCUGUCGGUAAUCCCGGCGCGGCAGGAGCCGCCGCCAACGGCUUAUCUGCACCGGGACCCGCGUCUUGGAAUCGGUCGCUGGACCGAGCUCUUGACGAGGCCGCGGCCACCGGGUGCCUGAAUCUCAGCGGCAGGAAGCUGAAGGAGUUUCCGCGGAGCGCCGCCAACCACGACCUAACCGACACGACCCGGGCCGACCUGUCCCGGAACAGGUUGUCGGAGCUACCAGUGGAGGUGUGCAUUUUUGUGUCACUGGAGAAUCUGAAUUUAUACCAGAACUGCCUGCGCUCGCUGCCAGAAAGUUUGAUUAAUCUACAGGCCCUUACAUACCUGAACAUCAGUCGGAACCAGCUGUCUACCCUGCCUGCUCAUGUGUGCAGUCUUCCCCUGAAAGUGCUGAUUGCUUGCAACAAUAAAUUAUUAUCCUUGCCCGAAGAGCUUGGCCAGCUCCGACAGCUUACUGAGCUGGAUGUGAGCUGUAAUGAGAUCCAGACUCUGCCUUCCCAGGUCGGCCAGCUUGAAGCUCUGCGAGACCUGAACAUUCGCCGAAAUCACCUCGUUCGCCUGCCUCCUGAGUUGGCCGAGCUGCCGCUAGUACGUUUGGAUUUUUCCUGUAAUAAAGUGACUUCGAUUCCAGUAUGUUACCGCAACCUCCGCCACCUCCAAAGCAUUGUGCUGGACAACAAUCCCCUUCAGAGUCCCCCUGCACAGAUCUGUAUCAAGGGGAAGAUCCACAUAUUCAAGUAUCUGAACAUGGAGGCAUGUAAAAUAGCUCCAGACCUUCCUGACUAUGACAGGAGGCCCCUUGGCUUUGUUUCUUGUGUGGACGAGCUGUAUCCAGGCCGACCGUACGGAGCUCUGGACUCUGGAUUUAACAGUGUGGACAGCGGAGACAAGCGAUGGUCAGGCAAUGAACCCUCUGAUGAGUUGUCAGACCUUCCACUGAGAGUGGCAGAACUAACCAAAGAGCAAAGACAAAGGAGAGAACGAGAGAGAGAACGAGAUGAGCACAGGACGGGGUCACUCCUGGCCAACGGAACAUUGGAGUCAGAGCUUGAGCAGAUAGACUUUAUUGACAGCUGUACUGGGGAGGAGGACGAAGAGGAGGUGCGAAGCAGAGGAGGAGAACCAGUCAGUCUUAGCUCACAGUUUAUGGCAUACAUUGAAAGACGAAUCACCAGAGAGGGGUCUCCAGUUAAGGCCAAUUACCCUAGAGAUGCAAGAAUCGAUGAUUCAAGACGCCAUGGCUCUUCACACAACCGAAGUGUAAUGGAUACAGUCAGUACAUUGUCAUCCCCUACUCACAGCCAGCGGGCAGUAUCAGGCUCUGGAGUGGGGUUGGAGCGCAUGCGGAGGGAAGCUCAGCUUGCAGCACAGCGGUACGAAGAAGAGAGGCAGAAAGCAAGAACUGCACAGAGAGAUGCUGUAAGAAGUUAUGUUAAGCAUAAGUCAACUCAGAGUCCCACUAAACUCAGUCCUACAGACAGUGAGACCCUGUACCCCUCCAGACGCUCCACUCAUACAGAUGACUCCGCCCUCUUUAUGAGUGAUUUCGAGCCCUUAAUGGUCUUUGAAAUAGACAUAGACACCAACACUAUAAAGAAGAGGCCAGGCCCUUCCAAACAGUCUGUCUCGGGUAAACCAGCGGAUGGGUGCGUCUCUCCAUCCGUAGACAAUGCCCCCUCCUGUUUAUUGCAGCAAGGAGAAGAUCGUGCCUCUCUCUCCCCCACAGCCCUCCAAUCACCUACUUACCCCGGCCCUGCUGCCCCGCCCUCCUGCCGCGGAGCCACUCAGCGUCCCGAGAGUUUCCUUUUCCGUCUCAGCCAAAGAGAGGAGAAAAAACGAGGAGAAUCAAGGGCUGGGAGGCCAGAACCUGAAGAUCUGACUCCCACACAAUCUCCUGCUUCAGGUCCUACAGGAGAGGAAGCUGAACUAGUUGAACAGCUGAGAAAGAAUAUCGAGUCUCGGCUGAAAGUGUCCUUGCCCAGUGACCUCGGGGCAGCCCUGACAGAUGGUGUUGUGCUGUGUCACCUGGCCAAUCAUGUCCGGCCUCGAUCAGUACCCAGCAUCCAUGUGCCCUCACCUGCAGUGCCCAAACUGACGAUGGCAAAGUGUCGGCGGAAUGUGGAGAACUUUUUGGAGGCAUGUCGCAGAAUUGGGGUCCCUCAGGGAUGCCUGUGCUCAGUUGCUGAUGUUUUGGAGGGGGAGGUGCUGCACUUAUACAGGCUUCUCGAAGCUUUGCUUUCUCUGGCACCUCCCCUGCGGCCAUCGCCUCCUUCUCAGCUGGCUGGUUUUGCCCUCUUCUACCUGUCAGUUAUGUCCCUGCUCUGCGUCCUCUACUGCCACCUGGUGCCCCACAUUUAAAUUGCACUUAAUCUGAACAACAUUGUGCAAGUGAUUUAUUAUUUGUGACCAGUUUGUAAAGCACACCUGACCUUGUCAGCUUUUGCGUAUUAAUAUCUGAAUACAUUUAAGAAAUUGCACGAAAUGUACGACGCAGUAUUCUGAAAAGCAGGUUGCAGAACUCAGUGACGAAGCACAACAGAGAGAGGAUGCUACCUCUCAGCCUUAAGAAUGAGGAACAAGCCUGCUUUUGGAUGCUGCCUGCUAGCUAAAUGUGACACACCAGCUGUGCUUACAUAUUUGUACGUUGCCCCAUUGUUUGAAAGAGGGGUUUUUAUAUAGGUCUGUUGCAAGGACAAAUUGGGCUCUUUGUGAGAAGGACAAGGCAAAACCCUUCUUCUUCUUUAUCAUCUUCUUUAUUAAUAAUAAUCAUUGAUUACUUAUUUAUUUAUUUUUAUUCAUUAUUUUUUUGACAAACCUCAAUGCUAGUAAGAACAGAAAGCAGGAAUUAGUAGUGUUUCUGUUGUACCAAACAGUGCAUUGUUUUACCUUAUCAGCUUUUUCUUUUUGUAAUUUAAAAAAUAAAAAAUUUUGGGAAAUGUAUGCUCAUUACCAAUUUAAUGCAGUUAAUUUCAAAGAAGUUGAAACAGGAGCAUAUUUAGUACUGUUGUAUCACCUAAUUGCAGGCCAGUCUACCACCUGCACUCUCUGAAUACACAGCUUGCUGUUGUAAUGUGCAGAAUGUGUCUUAGCGUUAUCAUGUGGAAAUAUGCAUGGAAGUCCCUGAAAAAGAUGUUAUCUAGAAGGCAGCAUGAUGCUCCAAAAUGUGUAUUCAUCUUUGUGCUUAUGGUGCCUUCAGAGAUGUGCAAGUUACUCAUGCUGUAGCCCAGGGCUGCACAACGCUGGUGUCCAGCACAGUUUGGUAUUUCUUCUCCUUAAACAUACCCAGUAACCUGGCAAAUAAGAGGAUUUGAAUCAAGAGUGUUUGAGCAGAUGAAUCACCAGCCCUUCAUGGCCAGAGUUGUGUAAUCCUGCUGUAGCCACUCCUACACCUCCAUACAGUGACUGACCCUGGCUUUUGAAGUUUACACUGGUAGCAGUAUAGAUGGCCCUUUUAUUCAUGGGCCCAAAGAACACAUCUGUUCUUUCCACAGUAUGAAAGGUUGUUUCACAGUAAACGCAUCAAUCUGUUUCCAUUUCUCAAGAUUCCCUGAAUUUCAUAGUAUUAUGCACCCCUAGAGAGUGAAAUGCCUACUUUUUUUUUUUUUUUUUUUUUAAUUACACAAAGUAGUUAGCUUGUACGCAUCCUUGCUCAUAAAGGACUAGGCCUUUCCUGGAUGCUUCUUUUAUACCGAAGCACGAUUGCAUCACAUUAAGAUGUUUUGUGAACAUUUCAUUGUUCCUAGUGUCAACUGCCCCAGUUCCAACUUUUUUGGAAAAUAUUGUCUGCAUCAACUUCUGAAUGAGUGAAUAUUUACUAUAUUUAAUAUUUAUUUAAAAAAAAAACUUGAUAAGGUAAAAUACUAAAUGUCUUGUCUUAGGCUUAUUUAAAACUGUACAAUGGGAAUUCAUGAAUCUCUGCUUUCUGUUUUUUGUUACAUUUCACAUACUAUCCCAACAUUUUGGAAUCGAGGAUUGUAGUUUGUUUUUGGUCACCAAAUCUAAGACUUCCCUCGUCUGUCCCUUUUUGUGCCUUACUGCAUCUGUGUUUGUCUGUAAGUCUCUGGGUUUUUUUUCCUUCGGCAUAUUUCAAGGAAUUCAAGAUGUAAAUAGAAAGCAUUUAACCAUGUAAACAACAUAGCCAUAUGUUUGUUGACCAGAUAAGGUGGUCUCUUUGCUGAACCUAGUGGCCCUCCUCACCACUAAGCUAAACACAGUAUCUGUCUGCAAUAAUUUCUUCCAAAGAGCUGAUUUGCUGAGCUCAUAGAGAAAUACUACUGUCACUUCUGACCUAGCGUGGUGUGUGAUUUACAUAUUGUACAUUUCUUUGCCAUCUAAGCAGAUGAUUAUACAAUCACGGGCCAUAGCUAGACAUCUCUGUACAGCUGUUUUGCCCAGCAGGGUUUCCUAAUCUACUGUACAUGCCAUGCAAGUUCUUAGAGUUGAUACAUUGAGGACUUUUGUAUUCUAUUUUUUGAAGAAGGUCCCAUAAGUAGAAAACCUUCUCAGUGAUGCUGCAAAAUAAAGUAGCUGGUUAGAAGACAGCUUUAGGAAUGCAGGUGAUUACUUUCUGUGAGAAGCGCACAAGAGAAACCGAAUGGUUCAGUAUGUCUGUACUGAUGAUCAGAGAAAGUAUGAUUAGGUAGAGUGCUUGAAACUCCUGUCAGUAUUUCUGUGUUGGUGUGUGUAUUUACCCUGUUGCCUAACUUUCCUAUAACCUUUUUUUUCUAAUGACUCUCUCCCACAACUUUUACAAUAAAAUCACUAAAGUGAAACAAUCUAA
Messenger RNA from Pygocentrus nattereri (red-bellied piranha), 4862 nucleotides. It is a transcript of the gene lrch3, whose product is annotated as leucine-rich repeats and calponin homology (CH) domain containing 3. NCBI's taxonomy places the organism in Eukaryota, Metazoa, Chordata, Actinopteri, Characiformes, Serrasalmidae. The transcript has 22 exons. The record is from RefSeq and is a predicted model, not a curated record. The coding region runs from base 29 to 2440 and encodes 803 amino acids. Gene Ontology annotation, molecular function: protein binding.